This is a messenger RNA of Adineta ricciae, 909 nucleotides long. The record is from the annotation of a GenBank genome assembly. Lineage: Eukaryota; Metazoa; Rotifera; Eurotatoria; Adinetida; Adinetidae.
AUGUUCAAUUAUUCUCUCGCAGGAUGUUUUCCACUUCCCUGUGCUAACAAUGCGACUUGCACUGUUGUCGAUACAUUUGAUUACACAUGUAAAUGUCCAGAUGAUUUACCAGUCGGUGGUAAAAAUUGUGAUCAAUUACUCGUACCACAAAAUCCUAAUGUUCCUGGAGGAGACUGUAAAGUAAAUCCGUGUCAAAAUGGAGGCUAUUGUCAGCAUGAACAUCACAAUAUCCAUGCAUGUCAAUGUGCCAAUGGUUAUUGGGGAAGAUUUUGUGAACAGGCUCAUCCAUGUAUAUCAAAACCAGGACUAUGUAAUGCGGGUAAAUGUAUUGCUCUCGAAAACAAUCUUUUCCAUUGUCAUUGUUCAUCCGGUUUUAAUGGUGCUUUGUGUGAAAAUCAAAUUGUUGGACAAACAAUUGUGGCAAAAAAUGUUUGUGAUUCAAAUCCUUGUCGAAAUAAUGGAUACUGUCGUCCAUUAGUUGGUAAUAAAGAUUUUCAAUGUGUAUGCUCAAGUAAUUUCACCGGCAAAACAUAUUUGUCGACAGUAUGUACUGCUGAAUAUUGUGGAAAUCAUGGAUUUUGUCAAAGUAAACCGAUGAUUGGUCGUACAUGUUCGUGUGAUCAAUUUUACACUGGAAAAUAUUGCGAAGAACGCAUGUCUGACCCAUGCUCAUCUCAUAUUUGUCUCAACGGGGGAUCAUGUUAUUCUACAAACUAUGGAACAGCUUAUUGUUUAUGUUCAACAGACUACACAGGAAACAAUUGUGAAGCCUUUCGAACUCGCGACUGCAACUCGUAUUUUUGCAUAAAUGGCGGUCUCUGCACGAUGAAUAACAAUAGGCCAGUAUGCCUAUGUGCUCCAGAUUUUCAAGGAGAUUACUGUCAAAUUUUUGCACCAGUUGCCAAUUAG